AUGGAAGAGGACACAAAUAGCGAACUGCACCUGUGGGCGCGCUACGUGAACCCGGUGCUGGCCGGCCUCUACGCCGCGGCGGGGCUCGACAAGCGGUUCGUGCGGGCUGACGGCACCCACCUCGAGGACUCCACGGGGCGGCGCUACCUCGACUUCCUCGCCGGCUACGGCAGCGUCCCGCUGGGCCACCACCCGGCCGCCCUGUGGGCCGUCGUCCACGCCGCCGAGCAGUCGCGCGAGCCCAUCUUUUCCAUCCCCGCACUACUCGACGGCGCCGGCCGCCUGGCUGAGGCCCUGGUCAAGGCGGCCGCGGCUGAAGGCAACAACAACGACGACGAGGCAAAGCAGCAGAGGCAACUGCGAUUCGCCAUGUUCGCCAACAGUGGGUCGGAGGCGGUGGAGUGGGCCAUUAAGCUGGCCCGCACGCACACACAGCGGCUCGGUUUCGAGUUCGUCGCGUUCGGUGACGCAGCAGCCCUGCGCGCCAAGUUCGAGGAGGCCCGUGACAAGGGCGCCCAGUACGCCGCCUUUCUCGUCGAGCCCAUCCAGGGCGAAGGAGGCAUCGUGGUCCCUCCCGCGGGUUAUCUGCGCGAGGUGCGCGCGCUGUGCACUCAGUUCGGGGUACUCCUCAUCGCCGAUGAGAUACAGACAGGGCUUGGCAGGACGGGCCGCUUGUUCGCCUACCAGCACGACGACAUCGUGCCGGAUAUCGUCGCCCUCUCCAAGGCCCUAAGCGGCGGCAUGUAUCCCAUCGGGGCGAUAUUGUACACGGAGGACUGCAUGUCGGAGGAGUACCUCUUCAAACAGAGCUCGACCUUCGCUGGCGGGUCGCUGGGCUGCCGCAUCGGCCUGCGCACGGUGGAACUGAUCACCGCCGAUGACGGCGCACUCAUGCGCAAUGCCGCAGUGAUGGGCGCGUAUCUGAGGGACGGUGUGGAGGCGCUCCGCGCGUCGGAUGCGGACUUCGCCCGAGUGCUCACGGCUGUGCGGGGCGUGGGCCUGAUGCUGGGCAUCGAGUUCAGCGGGAAGCGCGAGACCUUCGGCCAUUCCUUCCUCGGCGUACUGGCCCAGCAGAAGAUAUUGGAAAGGUGGGAACAGAGCGUGAUGAUUUCGAGCUACAUGCUGAACGUGAAGGGCAUUCGGCUGGCCAAUGCGCUCAACAAGAUGAACACCCUGCGCGUGCAGCCGGCGCUCAUCGUCAGCCGCGAGGAAUGCGACACAUUCCUUGGCGCCCUCAGGUCGCACGGCGACGCGGGCGGGCUUAUGGCCCACCUGGCCGGGCCGCGCACCAGCGACGACGCCGGCGACGCGAGCGAGGCCAGCACUGAUGGGUCGCGAUCGGAGCCAUCGUCGAGCUCGAGCUCGAGCGGAAAGCGCGUGUUUGUGGUGUGCGCGCGGACGUGGGACGACUUUCGGCGGGUGGACGAGGCCUCGUUUGCCGCCUUCUCGCCGGGCCAGAUGCGAACGCUGGCCGCCAAGCUGAGCGCGCUGCUGGUGCCGUGGCACUUCACCAGCGCACAAGGACACGAGUUUGUGUUCAUCCCGUCGACGACUGAGCAACUCGAGAGUGCGUCGCUGGAGGAGAGCAUGGGCGAGAUCGCACAGGCGGUGGCUCUCGCGGCUUCCACCACCAGCGAAGCUGUACAGAUCGGCCUCGGCGGCGGGCUGAGUCGCGUGCUGGCCCAGGCCGAGGCGCGCACGCUGCUGGACGCGAUGGGCGCGGCCCACCCACACGCCCGGCUGAGCCAUGGGCUGCCGCCCACAGAGAGUACCAGUGCGUUCCCUGCGGCCUGGUCCGACCCAUCGUACUUUCCUCCCGGCUUGUACUAA
Molecule: messenger RNA, 1830 nt
Organism: Acanthamoeba castellanii str. Neff
Lineage: Eukaryota; Discosea; Longamoebia; Acanthamoebidae
Product: aminotransferase, class III superfamily protein
Exons: 9
Coding region: 1-1830 (609 amino acids)
Molecular function (GO): pyridoxal phosphate binding; identical protein binding; transaminase activity
Source: RefSeq, a predicted model, not a curated record